Hymenoscyphus albidus is the source of this 2764-nucleotide messenger RNA. NCBI's taxonomy places the organism in Eukaryota, Fungi, Ascomycota, Leotiomycetes, Helotiales, Helotiaceae. The record is from the annotation of a GenBank genome assembly.
AUUCUCACACCUCUCAAUUUCUCAACUCUUUCAACUUCUACCGUCCCCUCUUUUGCCUGUCGUCCAAUUCUUGUACUUUUCAUUCCAUCCUUGAUUUCCUUCACCUCUUUACAACAUGAAGCUCCCACUUCUACUGUUUAUCUUGGCCUCCUUAUGCUUGAUUCCUGGGAAUCUGACAUCACCUCUAAAUAAAAUCCCGGAGGUAAGAAGGGCAGCAGAUCAAUGCCAGGACGACCCCGCUUGGAGAACAGCAGUUCACAACGGGGAGAUUGGUGUUCCCGACGAAAGUGAAGUUGGAGAUAACUGUUACUACCACUUCUCCCAAGCAAAUCUCGAUGCGUCCGGCGCUAUCGACUUCUACGAAAAGUUCACCAAGAGUCUUACCGAAAGGGAUCAAACCUUUGGGGGGUUUCAUGAGUGGAAAGCCGCAGGGACUAUAAUCUUCCAAACCCCCAAUUUUGCUUGUGGUGCUCGACGUGAAGGAUCAUGCAAUUUCCCCACGCUUCGUGAUCUUAAGGGUAUCUACGGUCCCCAAAAUCGUACUGUCAUUCGCCGCGCAUAUUUUGUGGGUCAAAUGCUCGAACGUAUCCACGAGCAAAAUCGCCAUGACCAAGUAGGUCCUGCCUUCAUACAAAAGGCUAUACGAGAUGGUAGACUGACUUUAAUAGGAAUUGACAAAAAAUAGUUUCAAAACUGCACAAGCUUUUGCUCCUUUCAUAGUCAAAUGGACUAUCCCACAAUCAAAUCGUGCUGAUACGGAAGCUUGCGACCGUAUAACCAAGCUUGUCAUGAGUCUUCUCGGGAGACUUGUCAAUGAGGUGAUGGGACGGAUUGAAAUUUUUGCCAAAGAGUUGGGUGGAGAUAUCGCCGCAAAACUCACGAAGGUCAUGACUGAUGCUGCAAAGAAUCAAAUCCUAAUGUCGAACUUUGGGGCAGGUACUCCAGGAACAGUCGCUCGGCUCGUUUAUGCAAGCCUUCUGUUGAAAGGCUAUCAUGAUUCCAUGGCAGAAAGGGCCCAUAGACAUCAUAAUCACGUAAAAACCCCCAUAUCUACACAGCCGUUUUGCCAUGUAAGUCCCGCUGUUUCUUUUGCGACUGCACCCGCCAAUUCAUGUUACCUCUCCCGUCAUACAACAUAGUUUGGCAGCCCAAAACCUUUAUUUAGCCUCUGCUUGCAACAUGCUUCCACAAGCGCUAGUGAACACAACCAAAGCCACUUUUACAUUGCUGGAACUAUAGCUUACAUUCUUUCAAAGGGCCUUGACAUUCCUGAUGUAAAUAAUGUUAACAUUGAGCGACUGAACUUGGAAUUCGCUGAGAUGUUAGACGACCUGUUAAACCGAAUUCGGCUAGCGCAAGAUAUUUUGUACAGGAGAAAUAUUACUGAGCCCUCCCUCACCCUUCUGAUAAUGAGAAAUACAAAUUUCACGGAGCUCAUCAAGCAGCAAGACGCUGAUUUUGACUCAAGACAUACGUAAGUUUGAAAGGGGCUUUCCGGUAUUAUCAAGAAGAAAAACUGACCCUGCUUUAGAACGGUAGUUCGGAAUCUUGUAAAACAACAGGUCGGCGAACUGGGUUCACAAGGUCAUAAUUUACAAAUCUGCGUUCAUGACGAUAAGCCUUGCGAGGUACACAAAGAGGAUCCAAAAUUCAAACACAAUUCUUACAGUGACACUAUCUUUUGUCCGUAUCCAAAAACAUAUCCGUACCUAAAGUGUUCGCUGGGACAACUUCGUUUUUCAGCCACGGCAUUGACGGACGAUGUUUGGAUAGGUGGAAGCUCGCUCCGAGAGAAUAUUCAAAGAUUUGGAAACGAUACUGGGAUGGUUUUUGAUCUCGAAGCACUACAAAAGGAAGCUCUUAUGGCAUACUCUAUUUAUGGAAAUAGACCUGUGGAAGUGCCUUUGGGAGAUUCUGGAUUCCUACCAAUCCCAAAAGUCCAAUUUGGUUUACCAGUCUGCAUCAUGCCACAAGCAAUUGCAGAAGAUUUCACGGUCGAGCCCGUUUUGCACACGCAUGCCAGAAACAUUCCAGCAAUGUGUGGCGAUUGGCGUGGAAAUGAAACGGAAUUAUUUCAUGAAAGGAUGGGGUUCCAAAUAAAUAGUCCACUCAGGAAUAAAGUUUUUCGACAGGAUAUAGUUCCCAGUGUGAGUAUAUCUUCUUUCAGAGCUACAGAGUUGUUUGGGCAGUCAAUUAACAUCCGUUGUAGCUCUUUGAAAACAUGCAUCUUUCCUCCGCGUCGUUUUUCUUGGGAUUAUGUACCAACGGCUAUCAUUGGCCUCCCAGCUCUGGUCACGAUCACAUUGGUAAUGGAACUCAUGAAGCUUGCGACAUGGUUGCAACAGCUACUCAAAACAUGACAUACGGGGAAGGGGCAAGGUGGUUUUGCAGAGACGAUCCAGAGAUCAAAAAGGUCAGAAUUUCAUUCAACUUGAAAUUUCUUCGCUAAUACUUAGUGGCAGGUUCGUGAUUCGAUUGAUCGAGUUGCACAACUAACGGGCUUGGCGCACCUUCCAAAACCUAUCCCAAGUCUUUCCUCCAGGUGCAAAGCUUUGUUAAAGAUGGAAUUGGGCACCCUCGAUGAGAAAUGGUAUAAGCAUUAUCCUGAUGGCAAGCACUACCUCAAACUUGGUCCUCCGGAAGGGUGGAAUGUGACAGACACUUGGAUCUGAUUGUCAAUGUUUUUGAUUGAGGCAAGAAACAAGAUACUGUGUAAUGAUUAGCGUAAUGAUUCGAGAUACCCAAAUAGAUUAUUUAUUUCGCC